AUGAGAAAUCAACAAUAGUUUUAUUAGAAUGGCCAACCCUAUUCAAAUGCUUAGUCAUUAGUUAUUUCUACUAAUAAUUUAAAUUUAGCGAGUUAGCAAAAAAUUCAAAGCUCUAAAAAUCUGGUUGAAUCUUGCAAGGAAUUCAAGUUUUUUUAGAAAGAAAUAUCACCUCCUAUAUCGAUUAAAGGUACCAAAUUUGUAAAUCCAUUUGGUUCUUAAUCGAGUAUAUUCCAAAAUUAGAGUGAAACCAAGUACAAAUAAAUGAAAAAAAUUGAAAGCUAGCUGAAGUAAUACUAAAAAAUGAAAAAGGAAGUCAUUACAUAGACUUUAACAAUGUAAAAUGAACCUUUUCGUGAAAAGUUUAAUAGAACUGUUAAGCAAGAGCCAUCUGAAUGGGAAGAAUUAAAAAAGCAAAGGAUAUUAUAAGGAAAGCGUGAGUUAAAUUAAAAAUUUAAGGUGUAGAAAUAAGCAAUUACUGAAUAUUUAGAGGGUAAGAAGGUUGAUAAUAAAAUAAUAAAGCAUCACAAAGAAGUUGUUUAGCCUAAUCCAGUUUAAAGAGCUCAUAAAUUAUCUGUUUAACCUUAGCAAGAUAUUUUUCAAUUUACUUAACACCAACAGUAGACUUAAACAUCUCCAGCAUAAGCUAAUUCUGCUAUUCCUCACUAACCCUAGAGGUUCCUUCUGUAAUCUCAAAAGUAGCUGAUGCAACAAUAAGAACAUGAGUAAUAUCUAAAGCAAUUUACUGCUGCUCAUAAUGCUAAAAAGAGACCCAAAAGUGCUCUGAUAUAGAUGCUUGAUGGGGCUAAUUAAAAGACAGAGAAAAAAAGAAAAGAAAUUGAUCCAAUAAAAUUAAAAAUGAAGGAUUUUCUUGAAAAAUUCUUAAAGGGUGAAUAGCAAUAUUUCAAAAUAUUAGAAGAUACUUCGAAAAAAGGAUAAUAAAUAUUUUAAAAUGGCAUUGAAGUAUCCUAAAAAUUUUUUUAUGAUUAGAUUGAACCUUCAGAAUAUUAAUUUAAUCAAACAAAUGAUUUAAAGACCAACAAAAGAUAUCGUAUACUACGUUCUGAGUAAUUCAAACUCAAUCUACCUUAAUAAAAUAAUUUAGUUCCAGGAGAAGAUACCUUAACUAAAAAGAAGUUAGGCAAAAAUCCACUUUUAAAACACUCGUUCACCAAAGUUAUUGAUGAAUAAUUAUCUAAAGAUGAGAAAUUUUAGGCUAUGGAAAAUUAUGAGAAUUACGAUUCUGAAAAUUAUUAUACAGAGUAAAUUAAAAAGCAAAGAUAUGGUUUAGAAUAUUUACAUCAGUAAAUGCAAAAAACAAAAGAAGGUUUUGAUAAAAAUAAAAAUAUUCCUGAAUAGUAUUCCGAGUUCUUAAAGCUCGUAAAAUAAAACAAUAAAAAUAUGGUAUAAAUUAUUUUGGAUACUAAUCCUAAGCUUAUAAACGAAGCAGUAGAUCACUUAGGUCAAACUGCUUUGCAUUGGGCAGCAAAAAGAGGUUAUAAAAAAAUGUCAUAAAUUUUAAUAAAUAAAGGAGCUAAUAUAAAUGCUCUUGAUCUAAAUAAAAAGACACCAUUAGACCUUGCUAUUUCUUAGGAUCAAACCAAAACUAUCAGUCUAAUUAAAAAGGAAGAGGCCGUUUAAAAAAUGGAGAAAAAAAUUAAUACCCAUGAUGAUUAAAAUAUCACAAUAAUAAGCCAACAAGAUGAUCAAUUAAAUUUAACUGGAUUAAUAUCACCUGGUUCAAAUAAAUUAUAAAUAACAAAAUAAGCUCAAUUUUGA
Molecule: messenger RNA, 1776 nt
Organism: Tetrahymena thermophila SB210
Lineage: Eukaryota; Ciliophora; Oligohymenophorea; Hymenostomatida; Tetrahymenidae
Product: ankyrin repeat protein
Exons: 2
Biological process (GO): positive regulation of transcription by RNA polymerase II
Cellular component (GO): nucleus
Molecular function (GO): transcription cis-regulatory region binding; protein binding
Source: RefSeq, a predicted model, not a curated record